CAGGAAGGGGAAGUCCCAAUUCAACAAACUAGUCAUGUAAAAAUUGCUAAUUCGUUUUUGCAUUUAUUCUGUUUAAAAAGAAAAGCCUUCAGACGUCAACAAUGUUCGGUGGAGAUGAUGAAGAGGGAGAUUUCUUGUCUCCGACAGGAGGGGCCAAGUUGGCCUCCCUGUUUGGGCUGGACCAGGAAUUCAGUCACGGGAAUGAGUCGUUCCAGUACACAGCACCCAAACAGCCCAGAAAGAUCUCUAAUCCAGCCACCCAGAAACCAGCUGCAUCACCUGGAGCCCCUGCAGUGUUAUUCGUCACAUCGGUCCAAGCCUUCAGAUAUAUUAAUGGACAGUAUGUGAAGCAAGGAAAGCUGGGAGCAGCCGUACUGGGGAACCAUACAACAAAAGAGUACAAGCUGCUUCUGUACUUCGGCCAACAGAAACAAGUGACCACUGCCAAGAUUCAUGUGGGCUUUGCUUUCACGGUACAGCCAAACAAUUACUGCAGUUUUUAUGAUGAUCAGAGGCAGAACUGGUCCCUGAUGUUUGAAUCAGAGAAAAUCUCAUCAAACUUCUGCAAAGAGGUAUGUUUGGCGAAAGCGAACAGCGCAGCCUCCUUAGACGCUGUGGUGGUUCAGGAUCUGUGUCUCGGAGAGGGCCAGGGGGUGGAGAAUGGAGACUCUCUGGAGGUGGUGUACAUAGGCUGGCUGCUGCAGAAUCAUACCUUCGGCCAGGUGUUUGACUCUAACCAGAACAAAGAUAAGUUGCUACGACUGAAAAUUGGAGCUGGAAAAGUGAUCAAAGGCUGGGAGGAAGGGAUGCUGGGGAUGAAGAAGGCAGGCAGUCGUCUGAUUGUCAUCCCACCUAGCCUAGCUUACGGAUCCAAGGAAGUCCCCAACCGCAUCCCAGCCAACAGCACCCUGAUUUUUGAAGCUGAACUUCGACGGGUGAAGUUUGCCAAGGACACUGCCUCUGAUCGGGCCAGUGCUGGCUCCAGAGACUCUGCGGCCCCCUCUCCUGCUCAUUCCCCAGCCCCCAGCGUGGACAGUGUGGCCCCAGAGCCUGUAGUACAGACGACCACCUCAGGCCCAGGCAGACCAGGGGAGCCACCACUUCGUGCAAAGUCAAACUCUCUCAGUGAACAGCUGGCAAAUCCAGAUGCAACUAAAGCCAGGCUGAUCUCUCGCAUGGCAAAGAUGGGCCAGCCCAUGUUACCCUUUCUGACAGGAGUGGCCAGCCAUCCUGAAUCUAGUGACUCAGAGCUCGAGGACACCAGUGGCAGCAGAGCAAAGAAUCAACCUGCAGUUCAGUCUCCAGUGCAGAUGUCCAGUGCUGCUCCAGCUUCAGCACACGUACAACCUCAUCCUCACACAGCUCCACCUUCUGCCUUACUUCCUGUUAUGACUACUGUUGGCCCACAGUCUGGGCUUCCAGGCAGCAGUCAUGCAUUUCAGCCUUACCCCUACACACAGACCUCUGUGGUUCCGUCUCAGCUGCAGCCUGUUGGCCAGGUCUACCCUACACAAGCUGUCCCUUACAUGGGCUCCAGUGAUGUCUCUUCCUUCCUGAUGACUGAGGCCCGACAACACAACACAGAGAUCCGGUUAGCUGUUGGAAAAGUAGCAGAUAAAGUGGAUCAGCUGGCUUUAAAGAUGGAUGAUCUUCAAAGGCAGGGAAGUCUUUCAACAGGUGUGUCUAAUCUGUCGAUGGAAACCUCCAUGAUCGUGCACAACAUCCAAAGAAUUGUCCAGGAAAAUGAAUGUUUAAAAAAGGAAGUCUUUGAGAAAAGCUCUCGCAUUGAGGAGCAAAACCGUAAGAUUGGGGAGCUCAUCAACCAGGGCCAGAGGUAUGUCGAGCAGAGCAACCAGCUGCUGGAACAGAGGAACGACUCCCUCAAGUCAUCCAGUGAGCAGAACCAUGCCCGACUACUACAGGCCGAGCAGGACAAGCAUGCUCUGCCUCAGGACCUGAGCUCUGGUCAGGUCCGUCUGACGGAGGAGCUGGCGUCGUCCACAGCUCGACUGUCUCAGCUGCAGCUAGAAGCUUCAGCUCAUCAGCAGAAGGCCGUGGAGCUGCAGAGUAAACUGAACUCAGUGCUGCAGAGCAGUGAGAGCUACUGUCAGCGCAUCACUGCCCUGGAAACACAGCUGGAAGAAGUGAAGGAGGCAGCAGACAGGGCUCAGGCCCAGUAUCGCUCAGAGAAGCAAAGACGCAAAGAGAUGGAAGUGAGAGUCACCAACAUGGAGGAGGAGAUACAGGACCUGAAGGCUGAUAAAGAGGGCCUAGAACGAACACUUUCAGAAAGAAAGAAGAAGUGGCAGGCUGAGCGUCAGCGCCGGGACGAGGAGGUGGAGGAGCUUCGCAAGAAUAGCCAUCAGGAGCUCGACAGUCUCCGAGCUCAACUCCGCAAAGCCAGGGCCAGUUCUGACAAUGCUGUGUCUGAGCAGUUAUCCCAGCUGCAGGCAGAGCUGGAGGAGGAGUGGAAGGGGAAGUGUGAGCAGAUGUUGGCCUCUGCUAAGGAGCAGCACAGUAGGGAGCUGGCUGAACUAACAGAGCAGAGAGAUGCUCUGCAGUAUAAGCUAACCCAGCUACAGGAAAAGCUUACGAUGCUGCAGCAGUCGAGAGAGUCAGAAGAACAGAGUUUGAUACAACAACACAGACAGACUGACGAGCUGCAAGCACUUCAGGAAAAGUGCACAGCCUUGGAGCAACACGGAGUAGCUGUACGGGAGAAGCUGGAAAGAAGAGUGGCUGAACUGGAGAAGAAACUGGCACAGCAGGAGAGUUCAGGAGACACUGCAGCAGAGGUGAAGCGGGUGAUGAACGGGGUGUUUCAUUCUCUGCGUGGGGAGUUUGACCUCAGUGAAUCCUACAGUGGCCAGGCUGUGCUGGGGGUCAUUGUCACUACCAUUAAAAAUGUGACUUUGCAGCUGCUCAGUGGCACAGACAGAGCUUCACUGAGACUGCCUAAGAAGGAAGAAGAGUCAGAGGAAGAGGAGGAAGAAGGAGGUGAUGAUGUUGAACAGAGAGAGGAGAGAGCUCAUCCGAAGGUGCAUGUGAAUGGAGAGAGUAAAGUCAAAGAGGAAGAACAGAAGGAACAUGUGGCUGAGUUAGAAACGCACCAAGUCGGUGAGACUCAGCUGAAUCAGGAAGCAGCAGCAGAGGAGACGAAGACAGUAACUGAGUCCAAGAUGCAGUCCCAGACAGAGGAAAUACAAACCACUGAUCUCCAUCCAGUUUCACCAGCUGAGCUGAUAGGUCAGGUGAUGGCAGCGCCUGAGUCUGAAGUACAGCAGGAGCAGGUAGACCACUCUGUUCCUGAAACCUCUGCAGAGCAAGAAGACACCAACAAGUCUACAGAUCCAGAUGAUGGACCCAGUGUGAGUUUGUUACCUGAGGAUGGACAGGAAACUCUGUUGGAAAGAAAAGCUGCACUCAGCACAGAGAUAGACAAGGAGAGUGUGGAUGAUAGAGAGCAUGUAGGAGAAAUGAAUGCUGACUCUCAGAAAGCUUUUGCACCCCCAACCAACCCACCUCCACCACCGAAUGCACUUCAGAGCAGCUCAGGAGAGGACACAAGUGUGGAAAAUGGAGAGGAGCAAUUUUUCCAGAUCACAACUCCUGCAAAACCCCCCACAGCACCCAGUGAGGAGGAAGAGGAGGAUGAGAUGAGCAUGAAGGGGCGUCCACCGCCUGCCCCUCUGUUUGGUGAUGACGAGGAUGAUGAUGAUCUGGACUGGCUGAACUGAUGGAAUACUACUAAUUUUCAACUCUAAAAACAGGUGUGAGGUGCUUUACCAGCUGUCUGUGCUCAGAGCAGUGAAGAUGAUGAGCGAAGCCUGUGCUCAUGAACUUGGCUGGGCAGAGCGGGCGGGCAGCCUGGCUCGUCACCUCUGUGUGACUGACAGCUGCUGCCAUAGCAUCCUGGAGAACAAAGCUGCAAUCUCAGGCACUGAUUUCGGUUGAAAGAAGUCUGUAAAUCACAGAAUAAUUAAAACACAUACUUUUCAUCAAUGAUGUAAUAUCUGUUGGUGCAGUUUUGUACUGAAUUUUUACAUGGCACUGUAGCAGAUUAGUUUGUUGAAUCAGCAGUAAUCCUGUGGUCAGUGGUUUCAGACAGAACUGUUACCUGGGUUUUAAUUAUUAGCUUGAUGCUUUACAAAUAGAACUUUUGCAGAGUUUUGCUAACCUGAAAUUCAUUCCAGAAAAUAAAUUACAUGGAAAACAUGGCCCUUAUUUCA
Messenger RNA from Monopterus albus (swamp eel), 4229 nucleotides. RefSeq names its product FKBP prolyl isomerase family member 15b (gene fkbp15b). The transcript has 30 exons. The record is from RefSeq and is a predicted model, not a curated record. NCBI's taxonomy places the organism in Eukaryota, Metazoa, Chordata, Actinopteri, Synbranchiformes, Synbranchidae. The coding region runs from base 102 to 3737 and encodes 1211 amino acids. Gene Ontology annotation, cellular component: growth cone. Gene Ontology annotation, molecular function: peptidyl-prolyl cis-trans isomerase activity.